CAGGGCUGUAGGUGCUUUACACUGGCCACAGGUUUGCUCCUGGUUGCAAGACCCAAGAAACAAAGAUGAAGCGCUAUCUCUUCUUCACAUUUCUGCUCUGUGGGGUCUUCGCCCCCGAAGUCCUCAGCCUUUCACACAGGAAUAUCUCACUAGCUUGUGAAUCAAUGUUGCCAGACCACUCUGUUGAACCACAGGAAUCCGAAUCACCUUAUCACAUUUCUGUAUCGUCAGAUGAAUAUGACCCAGGAAGAGAAGUAAAAGUGAACAUAGAAGGAACACCGGAUGUUGGAUUUAAAUGGUUUAUGCUGCAGGCUCGAGACAUUGAGGAAAACAUCCCAGUUGGUUCAUUUCAAAUCACAGAUGCAAAUACACAGGGCCUUGACUGUUUCAACCUCUCGAAUUCAGCAUUAAUUCAGACAAACUUAGAAGAGAAACAGACUGUAACAGCCCAUUGGGUUUCACCUGAUGCUAAAACCAUUCAGUUUAUAGCAACCAUUUUUCAAGAUCCUGAAACAUACUGGGUUGUUGUUCCCAGUGUAGUCCUCUUUCCCCGAAAUUCUAGUGAGUCAGCAGAUGAUUCCAAAACUGGUGGUGAAUCUCAAUCAGCCCAAGUAUCACCCAAAAGCAGGAAGAAGUCUGCUGGUAUUACUCUAAGAAUAAACUGUGGCCAGGGUGGCAGUUAUGCAAGCAGCAGUGAGUGUACCAAGAUAUAUCAGGGUUCCCCAUCAGGCACAUAUUCCAGCAGUCAGGGCGGUGUAGUAUACCAAGGAGGUACCAAAAAAGGUGGCUGCCUUGGUGGUGGAGUUUCAAGUGUCUACAGCAAGUAUGGCUGCCGUGAUGUAAGUUUCCUGGGAGUUUUGGUGUGCAAAGGAGGGCCAGUGCCAUUAGCUCAACCCCUUCUGCUGAGUUACUGUCCUGUUCUUUCUGAUCAACCAUAUUUUUUACAAGCAUGUUACUAA
This is a messenger RNA of Heteronotia binoei (common prickly gecko), 959 nucleotides long. RefSeq names its product putative ferric-chelate reductase 1. Lineage: Eukaryota; Metazoa; Chordata; Lepidosauria; Squamata; Gekkonidae. The transcript has 10 exons. Bases 66 to 959 code for a protein of 297 amino acids. The record is from RefSeq and is a predicted model, not a curated record. Gene Ontology annotation, molecular function: oxidoreductase activity, acting on metal ions.